UGCACCUGCGGCCACCAGCAGACCAACAUGCCGCUGUUGAGCCCGACGUCGACGCUCCUGUGCUCGUCGGCCUUCACGACCGCCUACCUCGGCUCGAUCUACCUCCUCCCCUCGACCCGGGUCAGCCUCGCCCAGCAGCCUGCGCCAGCCGACCCGCAAGAUGUCGCCACCAGCGUCUCGGCAGCAGCGCCCGACCGCCGGGACCGCAACCACCCGUCCGUCAUCAAGGCUCGCCUCGUCGCCGUCUCGCUCGCGUCGGCAGCGUCCUGCGCCGCCUUGCCCGCCGUCCUCCAGCACGCGGCACCUGCCACCUACCCGUCCUACCGAGCCGCGAUCCCUGCCGCGGUCCGGCUCCUCGGCCUCUCCCUCCCCUCCUCCUUCUCCACCUCCUCCUCGACUCGCUGGGCCGACCUCGCCCGCCUCGUCGCCUGUCCUCUCGGCCUCACGGCGAGCCUGUUUGCCGGCAGCUUGUACAUCCUCGCGCUCGACGGCGACCUGCCAGGGCAGGCGCGAGGGCGCUCGUGGGCCAGCUGGACGGCCAAGUUCGGCGGGUGGAAGGGCGUGCGCAACUAUAUCCUGGCGCCCUUGACCGAGGAGCUGUCGUUCAGGAGCUGCGUCGUCGCCGCGUCUUUCCUCGGCGGCUGGAGCCGGCGCAAGCUCGUCUUUGUCACGCCCUUGUGGUUCGGCCUCGCCCACGUCCACCACGCCUGGGAGACGUACCUCGCCGGCGGUCGCACGAGGAAGGCGCUCAUCCAGGGCGUGCUGCAGUCGACCUUCCAGUUCGUCUACACGACCCUGUUUGGCUGGUUCGCGACCUUCCUCUUCCUGCGGACCGGAUCCGUCGUUCCGCCCUUCCUCGCCCACGUCUUCUGCAACGCCAUGGGCGUCCCGCAGCUCGCCUGGGCCCUCAAGGUCUGGCCUGAGAAGAGACUCUCGCUCUGGGCGACCUACCUCGGUGGCAUCGGCACCUUCAUCUAUGGCUUCUGGCGGUGGACCGACCCGGUACUGUUCGGCGGGAGCGUGUACUGGCCGUAGAGCCUGCGAGGGCGCAACGAGAGCAACUUUCG
Molecule: messenger RNA, 1067 nt
Organism: Rhodotorula graminis WP1
Lineage: Eukaryota; Fungi; Basidiomycota; Microbotryomycetes; Sporidiobolales; Sporidiobolaceae
Exons: 6
Coding region: 28-1035 (335 amino acids)
Biological process (GO): CAAX-box protein processing
Cellular component (GO): endoplasmic reticulum membrane
Molecular function (GO): metalloendopeptidase activity
Source: RefSeq, a predicted model, not a curated record